CUCUUAAAUCUUAAUAUUAAGUUUAUUUGAAUUUUGAAAUGAUUAAUUUUCAUUAAUAGAUUAAUAAUAUAUUAUUUUGAUUUUAAUGUUAUUAAUUUUGUGAUUUUGUAUCUUAGAUUUUUUUAAUUUAAUAGCAUAUUUUUAUUUAAAAUUUUAAAUAAUUAUAUUUAUUAAUUAUAUUAUAUAUUUUUAUAUUUUAGCUCCUCGCUUCGCUCGGGCGAGCGCCUAGCGCCUCGGGCGUUUUUGGACCUUGGCGCCUAGCGCUUUUUAAAUCACUGCUCCCGCCAGAGGCGCCUCGUCACCCGAAAUCUCCUGCUAGAAGCCAUUCGUAAUAAUAAGUUUCCCGCCAGGCCCUACGCUGCUCCACCAGGCACGCCACGUGGCGCGGUGGCACCUGGGAAAACCCCAGCGCGCUGCUCAACGACGCCCCCCAAUCUUCAUCCGAGUCACACCAGAUCGGUUCCCGACUUGCGACUCGUCAGUCCCGCUUGAGCUCGAGCACAGUCCCUCGACCCACAGGCCCAAUCUUUUCCCGAGUCGCGCCAUAUCGGUCCUCGACUUGUGACUCGCUAGUCUUUAUCCGAGUCGCGCCAGAUCGGUCCCGUGACUUACGACUUGUCAGUCCUGCCUGAGCCUGAGCAUAGUCCCUCAGUCCACAGGCCCAGUCUUUUCCUGAGUCGCGCCAGAUCGGUUCCCGACUUGCGACUCGCCAGUGGUUAUCCAAGUCACGCCAGAUCGGUCCCCCGACUUGCUACUCGUCAGUCCCUCGGCCCAUAGGCUCAGUCUUUUCUCGAGUCACGCCAUAUCGGUUCCCGACUUGCGAUUUGUCAGUCCUGCCUGAGCCCGAGCACAGUCCCUCGGCCCACAGGCCCAGCCCAGUCUUUUCCCGAGUCGCGCCAGAUCGGUUCCGGACUUGCGAUUCAUCAGUCCCGCCUGAGCCCGAGCACAGUCCCUCGGCCCACAGCCCUAGUCUUUUCCCGAGUCGCACCAGAUUGGUUCCCAACUUGCGACUCGUCAGUCUUGCCUGAGCCCGAGCACAGUCUCUCAGCCCACAAGCCUAGUUUUUUCCCGAGUCGCGCCAGAUUGGUUCCCGACUUGCGACUCGCUAGUCUUUAUCCGAAUCGCGCCAGCUCGGUCUCCUGACCAGCGACUCGCCAACAUCAUCCUGUAUGGGCCCAGCCACUCGACCGAUGGUGCAAAUUCUUCCCAAAGCAUAGGGCGCCACCCCCGAACUGCCUCACGACGAGCCAAUCCAGCUUCCCCUCGCAAGCAAUCAACACAACCGUGGCAUUCCGACCCAAGCGCACACCUCGCCCUCUCAAGGACCCCACGACAUGCCUCGAUGGGGGGGGGGGGGGGGAGAAGUGUUAAGGUAUAUUUUGGGUCCAAGCCACGUCACGAUCGACGCCAUGCCAUGCUACAGCCAAGUCAGCAAGAGGAGCACCCCCACGUGCCGAGCCAUAAUUCGUACCAAGCCGUUGCUCGGUACGUCCCGUCCCGGAAAGCAUCGCAUGGCGCCGUUCCGUGCGCCCCGGGACGGCGGUCGCACGAAGGUACCAUCUCACCUGUCGAGGAUCGGUCACCACGCCAAACCUGCGUACAAUCGACUCUCGUACAAUAGUAUAAAAACCCCUGGCCGACAUCCGGCCCAGGGGGAGGCAAAAAAACAAAUCAGCCCGCCACUGACUUACUUGUCGAGGGGCCACAAUCGGUAAACACCCGAGGGGGCCUUCUGUGCAGGAAAGCGGAUCUCCCUAAGGCGAGACCAUCCCGAUCGAGAGAGGCGUUUCAACAUUCCGACGCCAGCACCCCGUUCAGAGGGCGCGAUCGACCUGGGCUACCGUCCCACCCGGCCGAAGACUCCCGACAUCGACUCGUGAACCAGGCCGUGCUAACUCAUCAGCCACGGCGCAUCAGUUCACCAACAGUGGGUACCUAAGCAUUGGAAGAUUCUUUGGUCGCAAAGGUCAUGUCAUAAGCUUUGCCUUGUUAGGGCAAGUUGAGUACAGAGAGACACGACAAUCACAAAGGCCAUGUUGGAUGUAUCAGAUGGUUAAUCGAGUGUGGGGAGAUGCCUUGGUUGCAAGUGCCACAUGGGACACAUCAUAUGCUUAAGGCAUAUUGGAGUAUGAGGAGGCGUGUUGAUGGUGAAGGUCAUGUUGGGUGCAUCAAAUGUCGGAAGACACAUUGGCCACAAGGGUAACAUCGAAUGUGUCACACACUUUGUAUAAUUAAGGUGCAUCGAGUGUGGGGAUGUGCUUUAGCCAUGAGGGUCGUGAGAGUGAAUCCAUGCUUUGCUUGAUUAAGGCAUAUCGAGCAUAAGGUGACACUUGGUCAUGAGGGCUACAUCGGGCAUGUCAUACACUGAAUGUAUCGAUAGAAUGAAGACACAAUGUCUACGAGGGUCAUAUCAAGCAUGUCACACACUUUGUCCAAUUAGGAUAUGUGUGAUCGUGAGUGCUGCAAUGUGCAUGUCACACACUUUGCUCGAUGAUUGACCUUGUGUUGGGGGGGUAAUAUGUGUCCAAAAUUGGAUCUCACUCUAAGGUCAAAAGAUGCUCAUACACAUACUUGCUAUAGCGGUUGCUUCCUCAUGUGGCAAACUCAUGUUGGUUGCACCAUCAUGAUGGUUACUUUUUCAAGAUGACCUCAAGUUAAUCGCACUAUCAUGAUAGUCCCUUCUUCAAACGACCUCAUGUCAGUCAUAUAUUUGUGAUGGCCGCUUCUCAAGACAAUAUCAAAUUGGCUACAACAUGAUGAUGGCACUUUCUCAAGACUAUUUCAAAUUGAUGGCUUCUUCAAGUUAGUCACACCCUCAAGAUGGACAUUUGCAAAGAUGACUACCGUCAAGCGGAUCACACCAUCCAUUGAACCCGCAACUUUUCUUCUUCCUCACAACAACGGUGCUCCAUCAAACCUCGAAGACUUGCCUAAACUAAUCUAAUCGAUCGAUACCCCUUCAAGCAACGACACUGCUCCGCCUUUGUUCCUCCAAGCGACAGCACUUCUGACAACCGAUAGAAUAUAGACCUAAACAUUACUCGGAUUAUCGUUCUCCCAUGAUGAAUGAAAACAAAAACAUAGACCUAAAUUAUAGGUUAUGUGAGAAGAAAUAAGAAUUUUUUUGCUUUCAUUUAUUUUGAAAUAUGUCAAAUUUUCUUAAUUUUCAUCCAAGACAAGACAAAGUAUCAUACUAUAAAUAAAAUCUCAUUAAAAAAUAUAUUGUAAAUUAUACAUGUACUUUCUAAAUGCAAAGCAUAUAACUCAAUAUAUUAGCCUUCCAUUAAGGCUAGAAAGAGAACCUUGCUUCUGUCCAUAUGUUUCCAAUAAAAUUUAACUUUUUUAAUUCACCCUAUGGUAAGUAUUAAUUCUUGUUCAUCCUUUUGAUUUUCUAAUGUUUCCUGCUAUAAUGGUUACGAUAUCUGUAAUAUUUCUUUCUUCUUCAGCUCGAUAUUUCCCAUAACUUGUUGUGGAGUUAUAAAUAAAUAGGAGUAUCAACUAGAAAUCUGUGUUUAACACUCUAAAAUCAUGGAUUGGAGAGGAUGGUCAGUUCUUCUUUUCUUGGCCUAAUGUUUUCUUACGUGGAGUCCAGCAGCAGGAGAUAAUAUUUGGGAUCUCUCCGCAGAAGAAGACAAGGAGUUAGAGAGAGAACUCCAAACCCUUAACAAGCCUUUUGUUAAAUCUUUCAAAGACAAGUAUGGGAUUACCUAUGAUUGCGUGGACAUUUAUAAUCAGCCAGCUUUUGAUCACCCUUUGCUUAAAAAUCACAUGCUUCAGCCACAUGGUUACCUAAAUACAAUGACAACACAAAUAGGCUAUCGACAAAGCAAAUCUUUCCAAAACGAUGUCCUACAGGAACUAUUGUCAUCAGACGGACGACAAAAGAGGAUCUAAUAAGAGCAAGAAAAUAUACACAUCAAAUACAAUCACGUGUGCAACCACUACAAGAACAAAUGGCCGAUACCAGUGGGGGAGCUUUUCAUUAUGCUCGAGUGUCAAUUGAUGCUGGUAAGGGACCAAAGUAUUAUGGUGCAAGCACAGACCUGGACGUUUUUCAGCUUUCAGGUGUUUCAGAGAACCAAGCAAGCACAAGCCAGAUCAUCCUUAGCAAGGGAGAAAGAGGUCCCAGAAAUUACAUUAACAGCGUUCAAGCUGGAUGGCAUGUGAAUUAUCAAUGGGAGGGGGACAAUUCGACUCAUUUCUUCACAUAUUGGACUUCAGAUGGUUCUCAGAAGACUGGUUGUUAUAACCUAGUCUGCAAGAGGUUUGUCCAGAUCAGUACUAGGUUGGCUCCCGGCAUGAUCUACACACAAAGCUCUUUGUCACUCUCAAUUUACAGGGAUCGGUUCACUUUGAACUGGAUGCUUUACAACGACAGGGAACCAGUGGGGUAUUGGCCAAAGGAAAUCUUCGACAACAUGGCAGAUUGUUCACAGGUGCAGAUGGGGGGAGAUGUCUACUCGCCCCUUGGUGAGCCAAGUCCACCAAUGGGCAGUGGCGUGCUCAAUGAAGCAAAAUUCACGAGAGUUCUCCUAACGGAUGGACGUGGUAAUGACAUAAAGGUAACGGAGUACACGACAAUUAAUGAUCUUCCUAACUACAUCUACGGUGUUACCUCGGAUCUUCAAACGUUAACUUAUGGUGGGCCUGGAGGUUGGCGGAAAGCUUAAUCUUCAUGGGACAAAAUUGUGAUAUGAAUGAUCGAUCUAUUGUGGUGUAUGCUUUGGAGUUAAUAUAACCCUAAAAUUAUCAUGUUGACACUGUCGUAUAAGAUUUUUUAUUGCCCAUGUGAGUCUAUAUAAGGCUCAAAACUAUUCAA
Messenger RNA from Musa acuminata AAA Group (dessert banana), 4819 nucleotides. Its product is annotated as protein neprosin-like. Bases 3954 to 4670 code for a protein of 238 amino acids. The record is from RefSeq and is a predicted model, not a curated record. The transcript has 7 exons. Lineage: Eukaryota; Viridiplantae; Streptophyta; Magnoliopsida; Zingiberales; Musaceae.